AUGACGGAAAGUUCGAACUCGCCAGCGACGCCAGGAGAAAGCGAUGCCACCAAGCCGCAUGCGAUGGACGAAUUAGCGAAAGAAGUGGAAAGCCUGACCAUUGAAGCGUCCCCGAAAGUGGAAGACUCUCAAUCUACUGGGAAGCCCCCGUAUGAGGAUUCACGACAGCAUCGCUUCACAGAGUUCUUACGACUUUGCCGUGCUGGUGACCACGAAGCGGUGCGAAAACAACUGGAGGGACUGCCGAACCGGAUCCACUUGUUGAGGCCCAAAGAUGAGAAAGGAAAGACGGCCUUGUUCCAUGCAGCAGCAACACAGCAUCGCGACAUUUUGGAGCUUCUUAUUGAAAAAGCCGCGGAAAUUUCGCGCGGUAUCAACGUCACCGACAGCCUUGGAAGGACGCCGCUGAUGAUAGCUGCGCGUGAAGCCAGGCUCGAGAACGUUCUGAUACUUCUAGAAGCGGGCGCCGACAAGAUGAUUGAAGAUCAUGAAGGCCGCCGAGCCAUUGAUUAUGCCAGUCCGCUUUGGAUGAAGACGGAUAUAUCUCCACGUCGCAACACACCCAUGAGCCAGCUGAUCGAGGGGAUGCUUCGCACCGAGAUUGCUCGGGCACUCCGGCGCGACGAAGACGGCGCCACUUCUAGCGAAAGUGCAGAGACCAGUGAGGAAUGCGAGCAUCAACGGAUGUACGUUUUCGAGCGUUCCACGGCGAAAGACGGAGCAACGGUUACGAGUCUGGUGGUAAAGUCAAAAUCGACGGCACAGAGCGACCCUAAUCAGCGACCUCCCCAAGCAAUCCUAGAAGAGAAGCAGGAGAUAUCCGAGAUGAAGUGCGCUCACUUCAUCAGCGGGAUCUGGAUGUCGUCAUCUGAUCUCGGGUCGGCAAAACUUGUAGUCCGUGAAUUCACACUUCCUAGCUGGCAGAGUCAGAAGUGCCUGGGAUUUCUCGAAAUGAAAGGGGUCCAGACUUGGGCGAUGAGCGGAUAUCGACAUGACGGAAAAGAACAUAGCGUGUUAUCGGGAUGCUGGUGGACUGCAAAGGCGAUAGAAAUUGCCGAGGAUAUUGGCUUCAAAUUUGGGGGCGACGAGAGGCGUCUAGCUUGCCAUGUUGAGCCGCAACUCAUGGCGUGGUAUUUGAGCCAGCGAGGCAUCAGCUUGGCGAAGAUAUCUGCUCUGACUUCCCCCAGUGUGGCACGUUGGCGGCCCAGGGGGAUCAAGAUCUGGGUAAGUCAUGUUGUGUGCCCCUCUUGUCGUUCAUUUGCGGCACACCUCAAUUUCUUCACCUGGAAGUACCAUGGUUUCGAAUUCAAUCUCCAGGGGAUAUCCCAGAAGAGGAAUGAAGAGCGGGAGUCUUUGUGGAGCAGGACCUCUCCGAUGUGGUACCAUCGGGGAUGA
Messenger RNA from Trematosphaeria pertusa, 1395 nucleotides. RefSeq names its product ankyrin. Bases 1 to 1395 code for a protein of 464 amino acids. Gene Ontology annotation, molecular function: protein binding. The record is from RefSeq and is a predicted model, not a curated record. Lineage: Eukaryota; Fungi; Ascomycota; Dothideomycetes; Pleosporales; Trematosphaeriaceae. The transcript has a single exon.